AUGACCUAUACACGACAACCGCCUUCUUCUACCAGCACACCCCACCUCCUCCCUCAACAGGACCUCGCUCUUCCCCUCAACAGCCUCAUCCUCGUCACGGGAGCCACCGGCUUCAUUGCCAGCCACGUCGUGCGCGAGCUGCUCUCCCUCGGUUUCCGCGUCCGAGGCACCGUGCGCUCCGAAGCCAAAGGCGAAACCUCACGCGGCACCCACGACCACCACCCCCGCUACAGCACCGCAGUCGUGCCCGACGUUGCCGCACCGGACGCAUUCGCGACCGCCAUCCGCGACGUUGACGGCGUGGUCCACCUCGCCAGCGACACCAGCUUGGCCGACGACCCGGAUGCCGUCAUUCCUGCGGUCAAGGCCGCGACCGUCGAGGUCUUGCGCGCCGCCAAGGCGGAGUCCAGCGUCAAGCGUGUCGUCCUCACGAGCAGUAGCUCGGCCGCCACGUUCCCCAAGCCCGGCGUCAAGUUCCACAUCAGCAAGGACACGUGGAAUGACGAGGCACUCAAGGUCGCGUGGGAGACGCCCGUGGAGGAGAGGAGCGAGGACCCCGGCUACGGCUUCUCGGUCUACGCGGCGAGUAAGACGGCGGGCGAGCGUGCCGCGUGGGAGUUCAUGCGCUCGGAAAAGCCGGGCUUUGUGCUGAACGCCGUGCUGCCGAAUUAUAACAUCGGCAGGGUCUUCCGCGACGUGUACCCGGGCGUGACGGGCAUCGGCACGAUCGACGCCCUCAAUGGCAAGGUCAACACGACCUUCCCACCGCAGUAUAUGAUCAACACGACGGAUGAUGCGAGGGUUCACGUUGCGGCACUGAUAGAUAAGACGGUCAAGGAUGAGAGGCUGUUUGCUUUUGCGACACCCUUCAAUUGGAACGACAUGCUGGCCGCUAUCCGGAAGGUGAGGCCCGAGAAGAAGGUCAUCGACGACUUCCCGAAUCUAGGGAGCGACGAGAGUACCGUGGACAACGAACGCACGGAGGAGCUGAUGAGGAAGUGGUUCGGUCAGGGGGGAUGGACGUCGCUCGACGAGAGUGUGCGGCAAAACUUGGAACAUAUCGAGUGA
Molecule: messenger RNA, 1068 nt
Organism: Cyphellophora europaea CBS 101466
Lineage: Eukaryota; Fungi; Ascomycota; Eurotiomycetes; Chaetothyriales; Cyphellophoraceae
Exons: 1
Coding region: 1-1068 (355 amino acids)
Molecular function (GO): oxidoreductase activity, acting on the CH-OH group of donors, NAD or NADP as acceptor
Source: RefSeq, a predicted model, not a curated record